This is a messenger RNA of Porites lobata, 38185 nucleotides long. The record is from the annotation of a GenBank genome assembly. Lineage: Eukaryota; Metazoa; Cnidaria; Anthozoa; Scleractinia; Poritidae.
CGGGCGCUGUUGUUUGACAGAUUCCGUCGUUUGAUGAUUGAGCCAAUACGGUGAAUCACGCACUGCUGUGUAUUUCUUGUGGUAAGUAAGUUGCAAGUUAGCUGUUAAUUUAAAUUGAGGGACGCUGACUCGAACUGACGAUUGUUGUUUUAAAAAGUUUUAUAGGAGUAGUUUUUUGCCAACGGUUAUUUGUACUAAGGUGAAGUGUCUGACGCCUUUGAUGAAUAUCAUGAUCGAUUAUCUGUGAUCAACAUUAAUUACGGCAUCUUAGAAAUCUAAACUUUUCUCUCUCGCUUAACGAAACAAUUAGCACCAGGGCAAAACAAGAAAAAACAUUGCAUUCUUUUGCUAACUAAUACUUGCAACCCUUCCUGACGUUUACUUAGCGAUUCAUGAUUCAGACAAAUAAUCCGGUUAUUUAGUCCCAACUGGCGAAUCAGUGACCUCUGUCUUAUCUUAUUCAUGUAAUACCUCAAGCCUAUUUUGUUUUGUUCAUUGCCCUUACCUUGUCUUGGCUAAAUUUGAAACAUUUUCAUCACCUUUCUACAUUACCAGGACUGGUGAAAGAGGCCAAGUCGAGCUAAACGAAGUAUUUCAGACAUUUCUGUCCUUCAUUCUUCUUUUGGCUCAGGUUCUGGAUAAGCCGUGCAGCAACUGUCCUCUUUGUCAAGUGUUUCGGAAUUUUAUUUACGCUGUUUACAAGGGCAUUUGGCACAAAAUAUUAAAUCUAGUUGACAUUUAAUGCAAUAUACAUCAUUUCACGACUUCAUCACACUCAUUACAAAACGUUCAUUGGUUGUGUUUCAGUUAAUUUUUCUUGGGUAUGAUAAUGAGUUUGAAACAAAGGAAAAAUAAAAUUUAACAGCAAAUAAAAAUUAACUGCAACAUAUGCAUUCUUCUCCUCCAAAGCCUAGCGUGACCUUAUAUCGUUAUUUAUCCGAUUCAUCAUUGCUAAUCUUUACUGCUUGACAAAUAUUUACAGUAUCCUGUUAAUUAAGACAGCCAACUACAAUGCCGGAUCCAGACCCUUAGAUAAGGGGGGGGGGCGGUCUCCGAAAAAACCCUUAGACAAGGAGGGGGCGGUCUCCCAAAAAAAUGUUUUCGUCCCUUCGGGCCUCAGUUUGGUCUAAAAAUAAAGGGGGACCGGGCCUCCCAGGCCCCUCCCCUGGAUCCGUCACUGAACUAUCUGAACGCCUGGAACAGGCACCAGUGACUUUGAACAAAAUAAGAGACUGCUCGCAGUCUAGGCUACAUGUUUUGUUGGUUUCUGCUGAGUGCACUUGCACUAUAAAGACACCAGCCUUACCAUGUACUAUUUUCUUUUACGGAAUAAUAUUUGCCAUCUGACCAUCCCUUUCUGGGACAAGUAGUCGCUUAUUUUUCUCAGAGAUUGUAUCCAAUUACCCCAUUUUCCCCCAAGUCUUCUGCCACAAAAUCACAUGAUACACAUGAAAUUUUCAGAAUUACUUGUAUUUUCACAAUUCUUGCGAAAUUUGACAUACACUUCCUCGGACUCCCAUGAGAAAUUUUCUUUGGUGUUAUUACAGAUGACUAAUUACAUCUUUAGCCCUUGAAAAAUGCAAAAAAGAAUGCAAUGUGCUUUAAAUUAUUCUGGUACAAUGUUUUUGCCCACUGAAUAUUAAAAUUACUCAAUUUCCUGGUGGGUUCCGCUCGCCACCGAAUGCUUCCGCGGUUUGCUCCCAGCGAUUUUUUUUGUCUGGGAACUCAGACAUUAUUUUCUGUUGCAACUGAAGCCGGCGUGAUCUAGCAAAACCUCCUCGACAGUCUGGGCCACAUGGAGUCAUAUUUGUAUAUUUAAACUGAAAUCGAGUCGGUUUGCGCGCAGUUGUCACGCGACCUGAUGCUUAGUAUAUAGGGAGGGAGGAAGACUUAUAGAAGAGAGUGAGAGAGACCGAGAAUAACGCUUCGGAAUCAAGUAGAGUUACUGAUAAUAAAAUGUAUAAAUUGACCACUUUCAGACUGAAUACCUCAGCUAGCUAGUUUGACUUGUGGAGAAUCUGAAAUUUUUUCCUUUUUCGGUAUGUAAAACAACUUUUGCAGCUUUCUCAAUGUUUAGGUCAUCGUAAAAAAAUUAUCAGACCAAAAACCUACGCAAGUCUCGUCUGGCAGUACAACUAGGAAUUAAUAUUUUCCAAGAUACCCUGAGAAACUAAAACAAAAGUCAGCUGCGACAGUUUUUAAGAGCGACUGUCUGCAAAUAUCGACCAAAAUCGACUUUUUGUGGCACAAGUUCAAAAUUCAAAUUUCGCUCAUUUUGGGCUCAUCGAUAACCCUUAAUGAGUAAUGAAACAUGCUGUAGUUAGUUUUCCCAAAUAACGAGUUCUUUUGUUAAAAUUCGAGAAAACGCAUUUUGCCCGUUCAGAGCUUUAAAUCCACUUCCGGUAAAGCGAAGUUUUACACAAAUUCUAUUGACUCGUAUGUCAAACCACAACUAUUUGGCAGCCUUUGAAAAACACGAAUAGUUUUUAUGACCCUUUCUUUCUUAUAAGACGAUAAAUUUGUGAGAGUUGUAAUAAUUUUGUGGCCAAAAAGGUAUUGUUAAAAAUAGGCCCUAUUGACAAUUUCUACUGUUCAAAAUUAUAGGGUUAAAGUAAUGCAAAUUUUUCAAUGCGCUGUAACUUAGAAUUUCGCAAAUUGACUUUCUACGGCUUAACUCGGCCCCAAUCUAUUAGAAAAUCGAAACAAAUCUCUGGGCAAGUGAUUUUAAGUAGCCCGCAAGACCUCGAGUUCAACCCUAAUUUUGCGAAAAAUCGAGACAUUCCAGUGGUUAAAAAUAGCGUUACACGGCCGGCCCGUCACGCCAGCGGUGUUAACGACGGUUCUAUUUCUAUUCAACGCUGAUCACAUGCCAAAUUCCAGCAUACAAUCUAUAUUACAUCUUUCAACACACUUGUCUUAUUUAGAAGAUUCAGUUUGUUUGGAUACAAUAUAUAGUAUAGAAUUGCCAAAAAGUCGGCUUUUUUGAGCGACGUCGGCAGGACGUCACGACCGAGCCCAACGAAAACAGACUUUAAACAAGUACAGUGGUAUGUUUUAUUAAUUUAAGCAUCCGUCAAAAGGCAUAAAUACGUUAAAUUUAAGAAGGGGACAACCAAUAGUAACUAAUUAGAACACUUUUUUUCUUGCGAGUUUCUCUUUCAAGUAAUUAUGUAUAAGUACACAUGUACGUUCCGAUGUAUUACUAUCACGCUUAUGAAGGUACAUUGUAACGAACGUUUCAGAAAACAUUUUAACUCGUUUCGAUCGACGAUGAAAUACCAUCAUAAAGAACAAAACGGAAAAUAGAAAAAAAAAGUGGCGUUUUACUAAUGCUAAAGCAGGAAUAGUUGUAGCUUGAGUAUGAGCUUUUAAAAAUGUCAAAUCCUCCUAAAUGGACAUCUAUAGAUCCCUUGCAUCGGCAUUGAAAAAAACUCUCUGGCUCACUAUGAACUAGCCUGUUCCAGGCGUAAUGGAUAGUGGAUAGAGGAUAGUGGACAGUAGCGCGAAAUGGGGAACGGAGGAAAACAAACGUGCACGAGAGUAGGAGGACCUUUCGCCCUCUCUCCCAAACCCCGCCCUUCGCCAUUUUUUCUAGCCCACUUUUCUUUGUGUUUUCCCAACUACCUGUUACAGGUUAUCUACGUCCUUCAUUUCCAGAUUUUUAUGGCAUGUAUUCAACUUGAGCGUCGAGCACUUUUGACCCUUUGUUAUUGAUCAGCACGGGAAAAGCCUCCCACGCAAACGUUCUUAGGGACGAAGCCCUAAGAACGUCUGCGUGGGAGGCUAGCACGAGAACGGAUUUGGUAGUACUAACUUUUCAACUGCUUUUAGACUGCGAAACUGUCAUUUUUUUUCUUUUUUGUUUUCUUUCUUUUAUUUUUUCUUUUUCAGUUCUAUCGUAUUUUUUAGACGUAUUUUUCGCUUCUCUCCUUAGUCUCACUCACUCUCCCCCCUCCCUCCCCCACCCCAUAUGCUCCACACAAAAGGGGACGGCCAUUUUGUUUUGCUCCAGACCAUUCGUUUGACUAUUCCGCGUUCUUGGCUUACGCAAAAAGUACGGGCUGCUUUGUGGUCUGAAACAGACUCGUACCCAGUCGUUAUUUAUGUGUUUUGGAGGUGAGAGAGGAGUAGGUUGAGGCGCGCGCGGGGUCUCAUGGGAAGGGACGAAGGAAAAAUAGCUCGCGCGCCUCAACCUAAUCCCCACUCUUCUCUCACCCCCAAAACACAUAAAUAGCGACUGGGUACGAGUCUGGGUCUGAAAGACUUUGCACUGAUUGACGUUUUAGUGUCAUGGAAACUCUAGCCGUAAUUCCUGAGCCGCAGAUAACAGGUUAAAAGACUGAAAGUUGCUUUCAACAACGUUUGGAAAGAGAACAUCGUCUUUUCCGCAAAAAAGAAAAAUAACAAUAAAAAUACGGAAACAAAAUAGAGUAUAAUACUAAACCUAAGAAGAAUCUUGUAACGAACGAAUGGGAACACCUAAAAAGGAAAGACAGACUUGUGGACUUUCCUCAUCCUCCGUAGCCUUAGUUCAUGAAACUUAGACGCCCAAGAAGGCCUCCAAAACCGGCUUACCUUUGUGUUGUCCCAAAACCGAAUUAGACUAAGAGCCUUAGUCUGCUUUCCGUAAGUACCGUGUAGAUCUCCAGAAGAAUUGUUUGCAGCCAGCCCUCAAAAACCUCAAGACACGUCGCCUGCUGCUGGACAAUAUAUAGGAAGGCUAUUCCAAAGAACUGCACCAGAAAAACUAUUUUUCUUAACAUUUGUCUGGGGUAGAGGAAUAGCGAGGUUUCUGUGUCUCUUAAUUAGUUAUUAGAGAUAUUGCAACGAUGUGCCAUUGCUACGAUCUACUAUGCACUUAACAAGAUCCCUCAAGGUACCUAAGAUAUGUGACGCAUAGUCUGCGAUAGACCCGCCUCUCACCGCUCUUUGACGAAAUGUUCCCAUUGACAGAUAGCAAUGAGAGGAAGCUGUAUCGCAGGCUUUUGGACACAAGGCUUUUCUACUAUUUACAUGGGUAAACCGGUCGCUUCACGAUUUGGGCUAAUGGUGAGCAGAAUUCAGGACUGACGAAUUUUGAUUCCGUUCGGUAAUCGCGUUUACGAUUGCCUAAGUCAAUUUCGUUUAAUGAAAAACGGCCGCGAAAGCCUGAAACUAAUAUUCAAAAAAGGUUUGAAGACAUAAAAUCCGAAUUUCCGCCUGGAAGUUUCCAACCAGGAAAAUAGCCGAAUGCCUUUUCAGAAGUUCCGUUUCUUACAGGAAUUUUCCACUGAAACGUCGAACGCAACCCGAAACUGAGUUAAUGGCAAGCCCCACGUAGCGUUUUUUCAGUUUUGAGAGCCCGCAUGCGCAAGGGUAAAAUCUUCGAAAACAACUAUUGCACCAAUACUUUGUCGAAAAUAUUUUAAAACUCCUUCAAAGAAAUUAGUUUUUAUAAACCAAACGGCCUUGAUUGGCGGUGAUUUAAUUCGCAAAUAUCUCGCAAUGCAAAAAUUCAUUCAGUAAACAGUUUUAGGCUUUAGAUUUUGUUCUGUUUAUAUACCAUUUUGUGAGGGAAAUCGCCAGUCUGAAACUGAACAUGAAAGUGUGUGACGCUAUCCCAGGGAAGCUAUAUGUUGUAUCUGAAGAAAAUACUACAAUUAAUGAGAAUAAUAGUUUUACUGAAAGAUUUAAUUUCGAAUUGGCUUUUAAUCUGCCUUUAAGUAAAUUGUUUAAAGCGUAUCUAUCGGUAUCACUGGCGUGACGGGCAGUGUAACGCUAUUUUAAUUUAACCACUUGAAUGUCGCGAUUUUUCGCAAAAUUAAGGUUGAACUCGAGGUCUUGCGGGCUACUUAAAAUCACUUGCCCAGAGAUUUGUUUCAAUUUUCUUAUAGAUUGGGGCCUAUUUAAGCCGUAUAAAGUCAGCUUGCGAAAUUUUAAGUUAUAGCGCAUUGUAAAAAUUUGCAUUAUUUUAUCCCUAUAGUUUUGAAAGGUAGAAAUUGUCAAUAGGGCCUAUUUUUAACAAUACGUUUUUGGCCACAAAAUUAUUAUAGCUCUCACAAAUUUAUCGUCUUAUAAGAAAGAAAGGGUCAUAAAAACUGUUCGUGUUUUUCAAAGGCUGCCAAAUAGUUGUGGUUUGACAUACGAGUCAAUGGAAUUUGUGUAAAACUUCGCUUUACCGGAAGUGGAUUUGGAGCUCUGAACGGGCAAAAUGCAUUUUCUCGAAUUUUAACAAAAGAACUCGUUAUUUGGGAAAACUAACUAUAGCAUGUUUCAUUACGCAUUAAGGGUUAUCGAUGAGCCAAAAAUGAGCGAAAUCAAAUUUUGAACUUGUGCCGACCGUGGGUCGAUAUUUACGGAAAGCCGCUCUUAAUUAUCAGGAAGAGUAAAACUUAUAAUUUAGUAUCGUGUUGAAAAUAAGCUUGCCUUCCCGGGACAAAUAAAUAAAGUCGCUAUCAUUUAAUACCGGGUAUGAAAAAGUGCAACAUCUUUUAGACUUACAUAUAGGAUUGAAAUCCUUAUUGUAAUUCUAGUUCUUCUUAAUAACCAAGACAAGACGUCAGCUCUGGAAAUUAAACAAAAAAGAGUAGUGUUGCAUCCCAAUUUAUUUUCCUCACUUCUAUGCCUACGGAAUAUAUCUGUGACUGUGAGGACAAUUUUUUUUUAUCCAGACCUGCGCUUUUUCAACAAAUGAUAUAUGUUAAGCUUCCAACGGCUUUUCUCCUUAUUCAUUGCUCUCCGUGUGUCUAUUGCAGUAAUUUGCAGGCAUGGGCCUUACUAUUGACGAUGUGUUUGAAGAGAUCGGCAGCAUGGGCAGAUACCAGUACACUCUUGUGAUGGUCAUGGGUUUAAUGAAGAUGUUCGGGUACGCUUUCCAGGCCAUGAUCUCGACAUUUCUGAGUGCCGAACCUCCUUGGCGAUGCAAAGACAACAGCACUGUCUGCAAUCUCACGGGAAUCUUCAAACCAGGGGACGAUAAUUACGACUUUCGGUGCUCUAUUUCUCGCCAUGAUUGGGAGUUUGACACCAGUAAAUUCAACUCAGUCGUCUCUGAGGUAGUAAAAAAGUCUCUUUUAGUUUAUUGACAUCGCUGUAGUAACGUUCACUGGUUAUAAUCACAAGGACUUUUAUUUCUUGCUGGACAAUUAUCGUAAGUUAACCCGGUUGUUUAGUUAACCGCAGCAGGAUCAGCUAAGUCGGUAGAGCGCUUGAGUGCAGAGCGGGAGGUCGCGGGUUCGAUUCCCGGGACCGGACCAGAACUCAGGGUAGGUACUGCCUUUGCCCUGCAAAUGGUUAGACCUUCGCGUGGCUGGGAUGACCACGUGAAAUGGCAGUCCCGUUUCCAGUAGGAGACGUAAAGAUGAUACUGUCCCCAAUUAGUACUUUCGCGCUAAAUACGUUGACACUCAAAUAAAGUGCAUUAGUUCUCUUUCAUCCAAAUUAACCUAACUUUUAAAGUCAAAAUUAUGGCACAAGUUGCAGUUACGAAGGAGAGGAAUCCAGAAGUAAUCACUUGGGUGGUACGCUAGUACAUACGGAUAAUAUCAGCACUACUCGUAGCAUUGAUAAAAGUCGUUGUUUGCUGGUGCCAUUUUUGUUUUAUUCUUCUCCUUCCAAAGCAGUAUUUAUCCGGGCCGAGUUCCUAGAAAGAUGGUUAAGUUUAACCCAGGAUUUAGUGAAAUUUUAAGCACGGUUUUCUUGCUAAGAACCUGUAACUGAAGCUUACAAAAUGCUGUUCAGCCUUUACUCUGAGACACAGUAAUGAUUUACAUAAAAUGUUUCUCUAAGCAAUGCAUAGGAAGGUAAAUACAAAAAGUGGAUCAAAAUCUUAAUCCUGGAUUAGCUAGCGCUAAUCGGCCUUUCAGGAACUGGGCCCUGGUUUUUGUUUUGCCUGAGACAACUGUAGUGAUACGGAGACGAAUUAUUUCAAGACUAUAUUUAAGUUCAUAUUUUCCUUUUUCCUUUCUCAUUAGUGGGACUUAGUUUGCGACGUAUCAGCUCUAUCAAGUCUCACCCGAUCUGUUUUGUUCCUGGGGUUUUUGAUUGGCGUUCUUCUUGGAGGAUUCCUUUCUGACAAAUUCGGCCGCAGACUUCUGGUAUACAUACCGUGCUCCAUGUGUAACGUUUUGGCCUUACUUGCGUCGUUUGUCCACGUUUACUGGCUGUACGUUCUUCUCAGGGUUUUGGUUGGUGUCUUUGUAGGUAAGAAGGACUUGUUUCAAAUAGGGUCUGGAAAGGGAGGUCCUGAUCCCGCAUUCCCGCAUUUUCCCUCCGCUCCUUUUUUUUUUACGAGAAUCCCGCUUCCCGAACUUCCCACCCGUUUCACUCUUCGCUUGGCUCAUAAAGCGCCUGUUAUGCAGGCUGCUACUAUUUUCCCCAAGAGCUCUGCAUCACGCGCCCUCAUUUUGGCUUCCCACUUCCCGAGUAGUAGUCAAAUUCCGUAUUCCAUUUAACGUUUUCCGAAUCACGCACCGAAUUUUGGUCAUAUCUCGGAUCCAGGGAAUAGCCUCCAGACCAGGUUCAUGUACUUUGUUGUACGUUCCAUUGUUAUAAUAAUGAAUCGAUCUCUUCGGAGAAAAGCAUCGCCUCUUUUGAGAGAUGGAAGGCGUAUUGAGAAAAUCUGUGUAAUUCCUAAAGAGUUUAACUUAGGUUGAAGACGACACCAAAGACGUUAUCGUGAUAAUUCCUACUCGCUAUUUAUCAUUCAAAGGCUUUUUCGAAGCUUUGAUUGCCGGUCUAUCAAUCGUUAUAUAUACUCCACUUUCACAUACGUUCACAUGUAGUCUGCUCACACAUGGUCUUCUUACGUACAGAAGAGAAAGAAUUCUCUUCCUGCAUUUUCGCAGUCUGGUUUAUGUCUUCGGGAGACAAUGGUGGCUCAGCCUACCAAACCAAAUAAGCACGUUGAUUGAAUGAUUCAACCCACCCACUCAUGAUUGUGAUUCAUUGAAUUCAAUAUUUUAUUUGAUGAAAAUCGUCUCUGCCUUUGGCAUCGACCCAUAGAUGAUCAGCUCGCAAUUGGCAAAUUCUUAAAUCUCUCCAGUAAUUGCUUAUUUUCGCUAGGAUGUGGUACAUUAUGUGCCUACGUUUUGACGGUGGAGUUCGUCGGCAAGCGUCAUCGCCAUGCGGCGGGAACAGCGUUGUGGUUUUUCUGGCCUACUUCACUGAUGAUGAUGGCCUUGCUGGCUUAUCUCAUAAGGGACUGGCGCACUCUUAAUAUAGUCGGAGCGGCCCCAGGCCUUCUACAAAUCUUCCUUUGGUGGUAAGUAAACGUUUUUUACAAAAUUUACCGUGUCAAAAAGAAAGGGUAGUCCAGCUUUUUAAGACAAGAAAACAGGCGAACAGAGACGCAACGGCCACAAGCAAGUAGUAGACCAUGAAAUAAAUUGUAUUAUUGGGUGCAUUUACCCUAGGCGCAAGGGUAUUUUUCUCACGUUAGUGACGGGAUGAUUCAGUGUCAACCUGAAGCCGACGGAUAUUCGGCUAAAAAGUGAUGGCUGAGAGACCCCUGGUGGUAAGACGCCUGGAUAUAAGACCCCUUGAUAUAAGACCACUGGAUGUAAGACCCCUGGAUGUAAGACCACUGGUUGCAAGAACCCAGGUUAAAAGACGCCUUGUUGUAAGACCCCUGGUUGUAAGACCCAUGGAUAUAAGGCCCCUGUUUGUAAGACCCCUGAUUGUAAGACCGCUGGUUGUAGGACCGAUGGUUAUAAGACCCCUGGAUGUAAGACCCCUGGUUGUAAAACAACUAGUUGAAAGACCGCAAGUACCAAGAUCCCUGGUUGUAAGACACCUGGUUUUAAGACCACCAGAUGCAAAAACCCAGGCUAAAAAAGACGACUGGUUGUAAGACCACUGAUUGUAAGAUCCCUGGUUGUAAGACAACUGGUUGUAAGACCCCUCGUUGUAAGAUCGCAAGUACCAAGACCCCUGGUUGUAAGACCCAUGGAUGUAAGACCCCCUGAUUAUAAGAUCCCUGGUUGUAAGACCGUUGGUUGUAGGACCGAUGGUUGCCAGGCCCCUAGUUGCAAGAACCCUGGUUGUAAAACUUCUGGUUGUAAGACCACAGGCUGAAACUGACCACUGUUUAUAUGACCUCUGAUUGUAAGACCCCUGGAUGUAGACCCCUGGUUCUAAGACCCGGUUGUAAGACCCAAGGUUGUAAGACCUCUGGUUGUAAGACCCCUGGUUGUAAGAACCAAGGUAUUAAGACCGCUGGUUUUAAGACCCCUGGUUGUAAGACCCCAGGCUGUAUUAGACCCCAGGUUGUAAGACUCCAGGUUGUAGGACCCCUGGUUGUAAUACCCCUGGUUUUAAGACCCCUGGUCGAAGACCCUUGGUUUUAAAACCCCUGGUUGUAAGACCCCUGGUUUUAAAACCCCUGGCUUUAAGACCCCUGGUUGUAGGACCCCUUGCUGUGAGACCCUAGUUUUAUGAUCGCAGGCUGUUAAAUCCCUGGUUGUAAGACCACUGGUUUGUAAAACCCCUUGUUGUAAGACCCUUCCCUGGUUGUAAGACCUCCGAUUGUAAAACCCCUUGUAAAUUCCCUGGUUUUAAGACCCCUGGUUGUAAUAUCAUUUGUUGUAAGACCCCUAGAUGUAAGACCUCUGGUUGUAAGACUUCUGAUUGUAAAACCCCUAGUUGUAAGGACCCUGGAUGUAAGAGUCCUUGAUGUAAGACCCCGGGUUGUAAGACCCCUGAAUGUAUUUCCCCUGAAUGUAAGACAUCUCCCGUUAAGACUCUUGGUUGUAAGACCUCUGGUUGUAAUAUCCCUUGUUGUAAGACCCCUGGUUGUAAAACCCCUGGUUGUAAGACUCCUGUUUGAAUGCCCCUGGUUGUAUGACCCCUAGUGACACCUGGUUGUGAGACCCCUGGAUGUAAUACCCCUGGUUGUAAGUCUCCUGGAUGUGAGACACCUGGUUGUAAAUUCCCGUGGUUGUAAAAUCUCUUGUUUUGAGACCCAUGAAUGUUUGGCUCCUCGUCGUAAGACAUCUGGUUGUAGCGAGCCCUGGUCGUGAGACAUUUGGAUAACGCGAUGGAUUUGACUGACUUCGUGGUCCAUAAUCUACAUCCUAUAUGCACAGGAAUCUUUUUCAAGUGGAGGUUUUCUUCUUUCCCUUUUAUUUUAGAAACAUAUCUUUAUUAGGAUCCGAAAAGUGGGCAGCUAAGUUAAAUGGGCCAUUGCUGCGCUAACUAUUUCUCAAGUGACAGGGUAUUUACGCUACAGUAGGCCACAUGGGUACCCUGUGACCUGAGGGUGUUUUGACUGUAUUUUCCUCAUUUUAAGGUAUAUACCGGAAUCCAGUCGAUGGCUUUUAGUGAAGGGAAGAGCAAAGGAGGCAUCGGAGCAACUCCUAAAGGUCGCCAAGGUUAACAAGAAGGAAAUCCCCUUAGACAAGCUAACUCUUGUAGACGAAAACCCAACACAACAAAGACUUGGUGACAUCCGGGACCUGUUCAGUACCUCAACCAUGGUGACCAGGACCUUAAUAAGCUGGUUUAUUUGGUAUGAGCAUCUUAUAAUAGAUAAUUUGUUUCUUUGCCUACUUCGUUUAUCCUUCCCAGUGUACCGGACGUGUCCUCCUUAGAACGACUUCGAUCAUCUGUAAAGUUUGCAAUUAACAUAAUACGGAAUAUUUGGAGCAAGAGAUUACGAAGUUGUACGUGAGAGCACUUACCUCCCACCAAUAGAAGAGUUCACGUUCACGGUGGCAUCAUGGGUAUUUAGGGCAAGAUGGCGGGAAAUUCAAAGAUUUGUAUUAGAAUUCAAAGUCAGCUAAUUCUUCGUGAAUUCUUAUAUUUGAUGCUUUGUCUUUGAAAAGAGCAACUUACGAUUUCAAAGAAACAAUACACUAAAUCUGGAGUGCAAAGAAGUCCGUGAUCAGUUUUUAGAAAACCUUGAUUUUCCCAUACAUUUUCUGCAAUUCGACAGUAUCAAAAUUAAAGAAAAAUGUAUGGAUAAAUUGAGGUUUUCUAAAAACUGAUCACGGACUUCUUUGCACUUCAGAUUUAGUGUAUUGUUUCUUUGAACUCUUAAGUUACUCUUUUCAAAGAGAAAGCAUCAAAUAUAUGAAUUCAGGAAGAAUUAGCUGACUUUGAAUUCCAAUACAAAUCUUUGAAUUUCCCACCAUCUUGCCAUGAUUACCCAUGAUGCAGCUAUGAGCGUGAACUCCUCUAUGAGGAACGGGUUCAAAUCCCUACGUCGACGCCAUAAAUGGGUAAAGUUUGUUGUUGGUUCUCUCCCUUGCUCCGAGAGGUUUUUCUUCGGGUGCUCCAGUUUUCUCAUCUCCUUAACAACCAACAUUUCCAAAUUUCCGUUCGAUCAGGAUUGGUAGACGAAGAAGCACUAUGUGGAUGUGCUUCCUCUAAAUCGUUAUUUACCCUAUUUAUUAAUUUCAUUUAUUUACGUAUUUAUGUAAGGUAUGUAUCUUUCAAACGUUUGAAAGUUUCGUAUUAAAGUCAGUAAGACUUCUGCAUGACACAACAAUGUUCAGAACAGAUAUAAGCCAUGCAAGGAUAUAGAGAUGAAGAAAGCCGCAGAUAACAGUUGGCUUAACUUCGCCAAUUAGUGUCCUAGGAAGUACAGUAACUUGGGUAGGGAUUCUCAAAUCUCGCGUGAAAGACUCGAUAUUUCUUUGCCCGAUAGGUUUGUGGUCACAAUGGUGUAUUAUGGUGUUUCAUUCAGUGCUGGAGCUUUUGGCGGGAAUCGUUACUUGGUGUUCUUUUUGACCAGCCUCAUAGAGAUUCCUUCCAACUACACUGCGAUUGUGGCGUGUAAAAAGUGAGUUCCUAUACAUGUAGUAGUAAAGCUACAAUCAUGGAUGAAAGACUUGGCAGGGGCACUUUUGCGUUUCUGGGGCGUUUUCCAAUUCAAACAUGCCCAACCCUCCACUGACCCCACAAACAACGUUGGAUGCGUGUAUUCAGACGUUUUUGCGAGUUUCAACUUUGUAUAAGGUGGGGGAGGGUGGGGAAGGAGGGACAACUGCAAGAAAAUUUCGAAAAGGAAGCACUAUUUUAUGAGGGAACCCAAAAAAUUACAGAAAAAUAUAAAUACUGCUUUACUGUCUCAAGAACUUUUGUCCAUGAUUGUAUCACUUUGUGCUUUUUUAAAGAGCUUUUGCAAGAAAAUGAAGAGAAUUGUGGAAAACAUAUUUUGGUUGUGAGUUACCGCGAAAUAGUAAAUUACUCCCCCCCCCCCCCUUCCCGUGCACCCUCCACCCCAUCGACACCUAUUUAGGCUGUUUGAAAUACGAUCAAACCAAGGCAUCUUUUUCUUUCCAGGAUCGGUCGAAAGAAAACCACUAUUAUUGGGCUGAUCAUUUCCUCAAUCGCCUCUGCAGUCGCUGUUCUAUUUCAGAGAGAUCUGUCAAAUACAGGUAACAUCUCAGUAUUCUCCCACUUGUUUCAGUAACUAUGGAAAUCAAGAGGUUAUGACUAUGUCCUCCUGUGGAAAUACAUUUUUACGAGAAUCGAUGGUAAUCGAUGACCAGGACAAACAUGAAAGAAUAUCCUUCGAAGUCUGUCUGGACAAGCUUUAAUCGACAAAGAAUUUCAUUGACUGUGUUUUUUCAUUGGUGAAUAAAACUUUCUUGAUUAGAGAAUCUAACACUCGUCAAGCUCUCAAUGUUUGUUUGUCAUUCAUUUUUAGGUUUUCUCGUUGCAAGAAUAAUUUUUGCGUCAGUGAUCGCCAAGUUUUUUAUAAAUAUGGCCUUCGCCACCAUCUACGUAUUUUCCACUGAAUUGUUUCCAACAGUUGUCAGGUAUUGUUGUAUUGGAUUUUUUCUAUCUGUAAGGCUUCGUGGUCAUAAUAGAGCUGUGGAUCUGUUCAUAUACUUCAAGUCGAGAAGAAAAAUAGUUCACCCAUUCGCUGCGCUCACUUGUGAAAUAUUUUUCAAUACGAGAAGAGAAAUUUUGUAUCUCCAAGCAGCCAUGUAAUUUUCUGACUUGUUAUAUAAAUACCAAUGAAAUGCAAAACCAUUUCAGUUUUUAAAACAUUUUUUUGCUUCGAAAGGCCCGAUUUAUUUAGUAGUUAUAGCAACAGUCAUCACCAGUUCCCGUGUGAAGAUAUAUCAUGUCAGUUUCAAGCGAAACCUAACUUGGUAUUUUACGGGUGUCAUAAGAUCUCAUAAUAAUAAAAUAAAAAACUUCACCGUUAGGAGGGUUUCUCCUGCUAAACGUCCCUAGCGGAAAGACCAAGAGGAGACGGCUCUAUUCGCAUACUAAAAAAUGGUUAUGAAAUAUUUAUUUUACAGGAACCUGGGCGUGGGUUCAUCCUCAGCAGUAGGACGUGUUGGAUCCAUGGCUGCCCCCUAUCUUAUUUGGCUGGUAAGACUAUUCCUGUGAUAUCAGGUUUAUAUAGAUACUAAGAGGACAUGCCAAAGUACCGUCGUAUUAUGCGAAAGUCCGUGCGCGUGUAAAGCGGGCUUCCCGCCUUAAACUCCAAAAAAGUUUUAUUUGAGAAGAAUCUUCUACCUAGGUAGCCUCCCACGCAGACGUUUUUAGGGGAGCUCGUCUUUUAUCUCUACCCACAAACGCCUGCUCAACCGAGAACAACUUUCCUUUCCCAAGCUUAGCCAAUCGCAUUGUACUUUCCAAAUUCUGGACAGUUGACCUUGACCGAAGGGUAAUCCGAUAAUUGCUCGAUCUGCAUUAAACACUGGAAAAGCUUUAUGACCACUAAUAAAUGUGAGAUUCAGAGCGGCAAAAAUAAGAUUUAGUCAAACCUUAGAAUAUUCCAUUCACUGCAUAACCUUAGCGAGGGAGAGGAAAGAAAGAAAACGGUAACUCUAGGGUCCCGUUUCUGCACUACCAGGAGCUUAUGAGUCGUGUUUAGCCUGUCAGCACUUUAUUUCAAGGCUGUUGAUUGGUCACUUAACACACGAAUAAAACAAUGGGAAAGGAAUGUUGUUUCCGGUUGAGCAGGCGUUUGUGGGGACGGAUGAAAGACGAGCUCCCCUAAAAACGUCUGCGUUGGAGGCUACUACCUAGGUAGACUAUUUAACCAACAAGUUGAGUUUUCCUCUUACAGCUAAUGCUCAUUUUGUUGUCAUCAAUAUAACUAACAACUAUUUCGUUGUUGUUGCCUCGUACAUUGUAGGUUCGCUUCCAUGUUCUUGUACCUUACUCCAUCAUAGCUGCACUUUGCCUCGCGGCUUCCGUAUUGUGUUGUCUUCUUCCAGAGACGAAAGACGCUCCAACUCUGGAAGUGAUGGAUUCUGUUAAGGGAGACAGCAACUCGGAAACUUUUCAAAUGGGUCAACGGGAGGAUAUAAAUGAUGAGAAGAACUAAGAAGCCUCUGCCAUAAACAUAUGAACGUAAAGAACUGCAAUGUUUUUUUAAGAAUUGAUUUACGCGCUAUAAAUCGUUUCGCUUAUGUCUCGCACACUAAACAGACCAGCAUACGUAGUGUUGCCCGGAUGUUUGAGUUACAGAUAUAGUAUUCAAUAGACGAUUAUUAGAAAACCUGGCUUAUCAGUGAAGUCCCCGGCGUUUUACAAACCAGACAAAGGUUUGAAUAUCAUGAAAGUUCUUUGGCAAUACAACAAUAGAGAGAAACGGUCUUUUUAUGAGGGUAAAGAUUGCAGCAACUUCAGUGUUUCAUAUCGUUAAUUCAACCUCUUUUCAUGCUCUUUUGGUAAUUAAUCGCAUUCGAGUUUUAACUUAAUUAUAAUUUUUGCGUUGUAUUAUAGAUCAAAAAUGUCGUAAGUAUUCAUUCUUCCCGCGCUGCGUUAACGCUCAAGGGGUUUCAUAACAUAAGGGUGGGGUGGUUCAACGUUUGGUGACCUGCACAUGUGAACGUACUCCUCCCCUACUAAUGCUGGUCCUGAUUUAGAUACCGAACGGGAAGCCAUUAUGUGGGUUGUAGUUUUUGUUGGUUUUCGUCCUUGCUCCGAUGGGUCUUUUUAAUUGGCUCUCUGAGAUUGAAAAUUGCAUGGAAAUGCUUUUUGAAGGUCUGUUUCCUGGACUCGCGUCAUUAAAGCGUCUGAUGAGAUCGAUCAUACCAUCAGGGAUCGUGAUCACGAAAUUUAGAUACCUGGGGAUACGUCGUUCUAUCAUUAGAACGUCCUCAGUGCGUUUAAAACUUGGUUAGAAGGCAUGUCCACGAGCUCACACUGGAAGUGGACGGCGUUGCUUUCUUAGAGACUGCACCAACACGCCGUUAAAGACGUGGAAUAGUCCUCAUAUCUUGCGUGUCCCGAAGCGCGCUUAAUUUUAGGCCAGCUAAGAAUCUCACUCUCCUCAUAUAACGAUCACUCUGGUAACAGAAAGCUUUGUGAAGUGGAAAAUACCUAACGAUAGAAUUGGUAUCGUUCUUACGAUGUGCGAGCAACUAGGUUAAUGUCUUAUGCACUGAUAUAGAUUUUCCUGUUGUCAUAGAGUCUCAGUUGACCUAUUCACUAGGAUAUCCUGUGAUUUUUUUUGUUUGUUUUUAUACCGAUAUGUUAAGUUCAAGUAAAUCAAAUCAGUUGUCUAUGAUCAUUGGUCUCUACGAAAUUAAUUGAUACAUGUACGAAUUAAAUACUGAUUGUCUGUGAUUGAGUUAAAUUUUUGAUUUCCUACGUCUUUCCCGACUAAAUGUGCCGUGAAAACGGGAAAACGAAGCCGCAACUCGGGUUGCCUAGGUUUGCUUUAUAAAUCAAAUUUUGACUUGGAUCUUAGUGAAGAAAAAAUCGACGAAUUUUUAAAAAAGAAAGGGCUUAAGAUUUACUCCUACUAUAUAGAUACUUGAAAAGAAAAAAAUGAUUUAUUUCAAUUUUUUUUAAGAGUUAUUUGAAUUAAUUAAACCAAUCAACAAGUAGCUUUACAGAGUGUAUUGCUCUCUUGGUUAUAGUCAUGGAAAUAAAGCUUGUUGUUCUCCGACUGGCUAUGUUGUUCGCCGAGUUAUUUGGUCUGCCUCAAAAUACAGUUGUUCCGUGUGGCCUUCUCCCUUUCCCUAAAGCUGUCCAUACAAAAACGAGAGGGUGAAAAAAACUUUCCCUGCGUGUUCUCCUAUCGGCGUUUGGGCUGGAAUAUAUAAACACUGAUCUAAUGUAGCCUUUUGACCACUGCAAUUCGUCUUUUUCAAGAACACAAAUGAAAAUUGAUUCAUUUGUAGACUAAAUAAUUCAUGUAAGGGCCUGUUUACAUGGAGUGGGGGACCCCGGUCUAGAGGGGUUGGUUUCUUUUGUUUUCACGCUUUGGCGGACGCAAAACAAAAGAAACCUACCCCAAUUGACCGGGAUCACUCACUCCAUGUAAACAGGGUCUAAGUUAUUUGAAAAAUUUGAAUCUCCGCCAAUGUGUUGCGUACAAUAAAUUAGGAGGGAUUCAGUCUAUGGAAUAGAUUCAUUUUACUUAAACCUUAUGUGUGCUAUACUACUACAUGAAACAUUUCUGCAAUUUGUUUGGCUUAGAGCAGUGGUAUUUUAGCUUAAUUUGAAAUACGUGACAUUUGAAAAUUAGAAACCUUUUGCGGCUAGUAGUAUAAACAAAUAUAGCGUGAUUUGUACGUGAUAUUUGGCAUAAAUACCACUCAUGAUAUUUCAAAAUUGUCUCCAAUUUCACUCGCCUAACGACUCGUGAAAUUACUUAUAACAAUUUCGAAAUAUCACUCACUACAAAUCAUGCUAUUACCUAUACAAACAAAUAAAUAGGGUGAUUUUACUUAAGCCGUAAAAUAGAUAGUAGCCUAUACGAAACUUACGCACUUCGUAAUUACAUUGUUUUCAUUUGUUUACUCAUUACUAUUUGGCAUACUAAUAAAUUGUUACAUAUUCUUUCACGGGGUUCGUAAAAUCACUCUACUAGACUAUGAUGCACUAUUAUCCACAAAAGUCAAUUGAAUUUUUUUUUCCUGUAUUAUUUUAUUGGCAUUAAUUCAGGGGUUAGUCUGUUUCACGAGUUAAGUAAAAUUACUCCAAGGCCAAUACGGAGCAUUCUACUUUCGACCCUUUAUUCCAUUCCAUAUCUUUUGUCACGAAAACAGUAUAAAAAUGUCUUUGCCAAAGAACAGGUAAGGAGUAAGAGACUAUCAUUUACUGAGUGGGGCCAACUAAAAAAACACACACACACAUGCACAAUAGUGCCACAGGAAUCAAGGGAGGAUAAAGGGCUCCCACUCUAAAUUCUCCGUUUUUGGAUCUUUGCCUUUUGAUUAUUCAGGCGGUGUUUUCUCCCUUUAGGAAUUACUGACCAGUCUUAAGUAUUGUAUAGCAAAUUAAAAAGAUGGUUAAUAACAAUACUCGUGCGGAGUACAGUACUACUUGCCAUAAACCGCAACUAUUUCAGUGUUAAAGAUUUUAGUACAAUAAAUUUAAAAUGCAACCCUAUUUCUUCGCCACCAGCCCAGGGCAACGUCCACAUCAAAUGUGUCUCACGAGGAGCAGGGAACGGAGCGGCUCAGGGAAAGGCGAGGGGAAACGUGGAACGGGGAAAGGGAAACGGGGAACGGGAUACAUGGAAAAUGGGAACAAAAAAGAAAAUUUGAAAUGAAGGUAAGAGCUAGUUCAAGUUAGGUUUUGUUUCCAUUUUUCAGUUUCCCGUUCUCUGUGUUCGUUCCUCGAUCUCCGUUUUAGUAGUAUACCUUCACGUUACGUUGCGUGAGAGCUAUUAAAUUUUUCGAUUUGUUUACUUUUCGCCUUUGUUUUGUCUUUUAAAAGAAUCCAAUAUAAAUCAAUAUAAACCAUGCAUGCGGUUCAUCUGUUCGCUGUAGGUACACGUGUGCAAGUAACACAACCGGUUGGACCUGUUUAAUUCUCUUCUUGUUUUUAAAUUUCCACCUUUUCAUCCUUUUCCCCUGGCUUUUAAGAAACUCAGAUUAAACUAGAGAGGCUACUGUUUCCUUCUUGUAAAGGAACCGAGGAUCCGGAGUACGAUCCGCGUUCUGAGUAACUUCAAACGUGUUAAAGUGUAUCAGGAAUUAAAUAUUGAGAAAGGCAAACUGGAUGUGACCUCGUCAAACUGGUUAAGUCUAAGGAAUGUACAUAUAAUUAAACAAGUUCUCACCGACACGCGCUCUCUCCAGAAACCUGUCUUCAUCGAGUCUGUCACUGUAUGAGCUGUUGAACCGCUUUUAGGUGAGUAUUUGGUUAUUAGGCUCUAAGUUCUACGUAAAUGAGCUACUAUCGUGCAAUAUUUUCUUAAUUUAUUUGGCAUUAUUGCGAAUAAGCGAAAGCAGGGGUUGGCGGCAUAGACAAGACCAAUAGACCGGAAAAUAUUGACAUUUAGCUUGGAUCUGAAAUUCGAUGGAAUCCACUUCUCAUCCAUCGCAAAAUUAAAACUGUCAAUAGUAUGCGUUUUUGGCGAUCAUUUCAGAGAAAGCUCAUGCAGUUUCUUCGCAAAGCUUAAGCAGUGUGUGAUAUGUUUACCACUGAAUAGAACGGUAUAUUAAGAAGCUUGGCCUCAGACAAACGAUAAAAGCAGGAAAAAAAUUACGGAUGAGUUUUGACGCUUUUUAAUUUCCUUAUUAAGAAAAUUUUAAAGAAACAGCGCGGAUUAUUUUUUAUUUUUUUCAUAAAACAUCCGCCGCCUUUUGCCUACGCUUCAAUUGCUCUUCCAUCGUUAAGUUAUACACCAUGCACUUUUUCCCCCAUUCAAAGACGGCUCAAACUUAUCCUGCAAGUUUUUGUACCAGAGAAUUUAUUGGAACAUCUCAUUAUUUGACAAAACCAACUGGCAAAUGCGACCGCCUUAUGGUAAUUAUAUUUUGCAAAUUAAUCCACCGCUCCAAAGAUGGAUGUCGCAUUGCGUGAUAUUGAAUACUGUGCCUUAAGCGGAACAACCGAACUAGGCACUUCAGUAUAAGAUUUUUUGGUCAACAAUUUGGCGCAGAGCGAACUCUCCAAUGCCAAAAAAACUAACGAUGGUAUACUAAACCCGGCAAAGAGGUAAACAGUACGAUGACGCAUAAUUAUUCCGGUCAGCGUAAAACACAGCCUGCGGACCGAUUGUUUUCACCAUACAAAUGAGUACUUAACAACAACAGUCCUUGUUUUCUAACCCUUUAAAAAAACAAUAGUCCGCAGUCUUCACUUUACUCUACGCCAUAAUUAUUCACGCAUGCACAAUUCUCUUGUUUUCUUUUCGAUUAUUCUUAAUUUGCAUUGCAUAUUCCCGAUAUUUCUGAUCUCUUCUGUUAUCGGUAUGCAUAGCACGAUGACACACUGUCAUUCACUAACAUGUGUUCUUUUCGAUUAUUCAUAAUUUUCAUCAUAGUUAAUUGAGUGGAAUGGUUAUGAAACCCGUCAGACUCCUCUGUUAUAUGUUUUUGUGGACCUGAAAGUGCACAACGUUCAAAAGAAUUCCUAUCAUUUUGAUUGUAUUGACCAAUAAAAAUGUUGCAUUAAUUUAUUCCGUAACAAUUUGCCAACAGAAAACAAAGGAUUGUGCACUUUCACGGUGGUUUGAACAUAAACUGCAGCACUGUUGUUUUUAUCAUUGAUGUUUGCCGCUUUUCAUAACCAGUCUCCUCUAAUAACUAUGUUUUCAUUGAAUAUUCCCCAUAUUUCUGAUCUCUUCUGUUAUCGGUAUGCACAACUAUAGCUACAGUUACACUGGCCGUUUUACUCUUGUGUACAAAACGACUGAAGUGAACUUGCAUCGAGGAAAAAAAUUUUCCAUGGGUACGUCAAAAAUAUAAACAAUGAAAUGAUAGUUCGAAAGUUCUAUUGGUCAAAGCGAAUAUUUUUGACUGAUCACGGGGAUUAAUACUAGAAAUCAUGUGUUGUUUACGUGCGCCAAGAUCUUAAAAAGAUCGACAACACAACAGCAUUUCGAGGGCUUCUGUGAAUUGUGAAUGGUUUUUGGUUUUAAAAGAUAUUCAAAAACACCCCGAACACCUCGAGCCACUGGGAAGUUUCCUUGCCAUCAGUGGACGGUCAAGAAUUCUUUAAUUCACAAGUCGUUGCGUGGAAUUUUUUUCAAUUUCGCGGACCCACAAGUUAAGGAGGCUGAACACAGUGAGUUGGUAGGUCGGUGAUUCGUUGCUAUUUAUUGGGGUGUUAUUUAAGACUGGUUACCGAUUUUUAAGGUCAUGUUUGGCAAGGACAAGAUACAUACCGUAAAAUUCCGAAAUUAAGCCCCGGGGCUUAUAUUUUUCAAAGGCCCUUUUUGAGGGGCUUAUUUAGGGAGGGGCUUAUGUACGGAGGUAAAUUUGCGUUUCAAACUCGAUUGGGCUAGCCUUAUAGUUGGAAGUAAAUUUACCGUUUUUGCUCAUUGUUUUACUUUGUAUUUGAGGGCAAUUUUCCAAGUACAAACCUCCGGGGGCUUAUAUUUUGAGGGGCGAUUUAACGGAGGGUUUUUUGCGUUACCAGUCUGGGGGGCUUAUAUUUGGAGGGGCUUAUACAUGGAGGGGCUUAUUUUCGGAAUUUUACGGUAUAUAAGAUAAUAUGUUUAUUAGAUUAAAAGUAAGAUUUCGAUCGUUGCCAUGGUGUAACGGCGAAUCGCGGCACAUGAUAAACAACAACAAAACGUUUUUAAAAUCGUACACGAGGCUGAAUCAACUCGCAAGUAUCAUCACAAAUAUCCGUUAGAAAUCCAUAGCACGAGAAAGAAAAACUGAAACAAACGACUUACAAAGCACUUGGGAAACUUGAAGGUAACCCUAGAGAAACUUCAGGUUAUUUCACGGUGGCCUCGUGCCCGCCAAUGCCGAGGCCCCGUGCGCAUGCUCCUAAUAAACAAGGGUGAACCCGCUGGUCAGGAUACCAGCAGUUAGAAAUGGCAACAUGGAUGGUUGGUGGUGAAUUCAAUAGGCUUGCGAAAAAUCCAGUCAUUAGAUUUCCUUAUGAAUUUGCACACAGAUUGCAAUUAUUAAUCCUCAAUUUUUAGAAACAACUUGACCAAAUUGUAACAAACCGUUACUUGAAAUUUUUAACCAGAUACCUUUUUUUGAAAUUUGGUUUUGUCGCAAAACCCCUUUGUCCCACUUUUGUUUUCGGGUUUUGAAUGAGUGCAAUAUUAAGGAAAAUUUUGCCAAAUUUCAUCAAAUUCUAAUGAGUAGAUUUUACGAUAUCGUCAUUUGUUAAGGUUGUCUAAAACAAAACAAAACAAAACAAGUGCUCUCACAUUUAUUCCUUAGUGCGCAAUUGCAUGCUUAACACAAAAGCGACGAAAACAGAAUAAAUUUAUAAAGACAUUUUUUCUCAUCUUCUUUUUCUUGAAAAUCUUACUGGUUACAUAUGCUCUCCUGAUAAAAGUAUAAUAGCAGUAUAAUAGUAGAGGGCGAAAGUUCCCGCGAAAACUUCAAGGUACUAUAGAUUAUUCGGUCCUCAGUUCCUCGGCGCGGAUACAUGAGGAGAACUGGGCACAAUCCCAAGAAGUGACAUUAUGUGACAUCUUACGUAAAGGGGAUUUCAAGGUGCUCGAAAGAGAAUGGCGGACAGCUGAAGGUUCAUGUGCUGAAUUUUCUUAAGUUUUAACUACAAUAACAAAACAAAAUAAUCAUCGGUGGACAACUCAAUUACUUACAGCCAUCAUAGUUAAUUGUCAGGUCAAUCAAAAGCAAUUUUGAUUGCAUGUCUGGCUCGAUAAAAAAAGGAGGCAUUUUGCAAAAUAACUUCCAGGAACGGCAUAUGGUUAAGUGACAUGCCUAAUGUUCCUGUCAGUAACCGAGCUUCAUGAUGAUAGUAUUAACUGAUGUAUAAUAAGUGUAUGCUUAAGUGAUAUUUAUUUAGGUUGCUUUGUUGUAGACGCAAUGAUUCCGGCGAAAUAUGUAACAAUAAGGUCCUUAAUGCAGUUGCACACUUUGCUAUCACGUGAUGCCACAGUCAACCCAAGACCUUGACAACCCGCCAGGGCCCGCCCGCCGGUCGAAUGUCUGUGGCUCCUUUGGCAGAUUGUCCUGAAAAAUGUGGUAGAACCACUCCCUGUUCAACAUAAACCAGAGAUCUUUUCCGUUGUGGAUGACUUGGUGCUCUACAACAGGCUAAUAAGACUCAUAGAACGUUUCUUCUAACGGUGCCGCACAGAGCAUACUCUCAGUAUCAAGCAAGAAUUCAUCUCCAACGAAGCCAACAAGCAGCGAGUUUGUCUUUCUUCAACUUAGAACGGUUGAACUGAAAAUUUUCCAGGAAUCCACGUCAAUUACUAAACGAAGUCCUCUUCGACGGGGUUGAUUUUGGAAAACGAGAGCUGAAGGCUCCAGAAAGCGCCACAAAGAUCAUCUGUAAGGACAAAUUGUUUUAUCGCGCUAACCACACUGGAGGAUGGAUGGUGCCUCAAUGGAGCAGACGGUUACAAAGGAGAAACAAAGAUGAAAGAAAAAGAAGAUCUUCCGCGCAAAUGACGCCACUAACUGCGGCCCUCUCCUCUUCGCGAUGCUUACGCGUCUGCGCUUGGGACUGCGGAGACCUCAGCUGAUUCCUUCCCCAGAAUCGCGUACGCAAGGAAGCAGCUGGUAUAUUUGUAUGGUACAUUUAACGUUGUUAAAUUAAAUACUUUUUAAACAUGAACAGACAAAGAGUUAGAACCAACUUCACAUUGACAUGAUUGACUAGCAACGACGUAUUUUUGUUCUCCAUUUAUUUGUUAUUUUAUCCUAACCAUAACGUUAAGUGGCAGUAGUAACAAAAGUGGUCUGACGAUUUGAGAGAUGCUUUGAGUCUACGAAAACAAGAUAUGUCAAAGUAGAGACAAACCAUUAACAGAGAAAACAAAAUUCAUAUAAAGAAACUGCUUAUCCAAGCUAAGAAAAAAUUGGAAAAAAAUGAAAGGCCAAAGCCAGUUAGGUAAUAACCGACAAUAGACGAUGUAGCAACGAUAUUUUGAUUUAAAUCGCGUGACAGUUUCCACAUCAUGAAAACAUGAUGCCCAUAGUUUUCAAGGUUUCGUUUACAAUCAUAUAAUGAACUUAUAUGUGAGUUUCCUUUAAUUUUUUUUUUUGGCAAAUUGGAGAUUUCAAAUAUUUUGAUGGAGACCCUUACAAAGGAAGAGAAAGAAACCGGAUAUGCUUUCCCUUUUGCUAGGGACUAUUUUUUGUAUCACGUGACCUAAUAUUCUAACUUUUACUUCUGUUUAACGCAUGCUUAUCAAUAAGCAGUUAGUGAAAUGAAGGUCUAUCUGACAAAUCUCUUUUUAUAAAGUACCUUAAAGACGAAAUUCACCAAAAUAACUAGCCUUAGUAAUGCGAGAGUCCCUCUACUUACAAAUUGUGGUCUGGUUUAUAUUUUUUCAGGUAUUUCGCAGGGCAUUAUGGGUCUCACAGUUGAUGACGUCAUGGACAAGAUUGGCAGCUUUGGACGGUAUCAGUACCGACUGCUGUUCAUCUUUGGUUUUAUGAAGAUCUUUGGAGACGGAAUUCAGAUUAUGAUUCCGACCUUCCUGUCCAUUGAACCAGCGUGGCGAUGUAAAGACAACAAUUCUGCGUGCAAUCUCACUGGAUUAUUCCGACCGGGAAACGACAAUUACAGUUACCGCUGCUCGAUUCCUAGGGAUGCAUGGGAGUUUGACAGAAGUGAAAUUAAAAGCUCGGUUGUGACUGAGGUGAGAUCGAUCAGUUUAAGAAUUAUAAGUUAAAACGUGUACUAAAAGUAUGUUUAGCUCUAUCCUCUAUAAAUUGCUGCUAAACAGAAACAAAUGGAGAUGCCAUAAUAACGUGAUCUAAGGGUGCGUUCCUUUGGAAUGAUCGGAUCAAGAUCAGUGAUCCGAGAUCACUCGGAUCAUGGUAGAUCAAAUAAACCGAUGAAUCCUUGUCCAGAGUGCAUUCAUCGGUUCAUUUGAUCUACUAUGAUCCGAGUGAUCUCGGAUCACUGAUCCUGAUCCGGAUCAUCCCAAAGCCCCCUAAGUUUACUUAAUAUUGUCUUUCUCUAAUCUUUACCUUUUGGUUUGUUUCAAAAUUCAGUCGAUUCUCCUAAUACCCUUUUCACGUCAUUGACUACUACAUACUUGUCAAAACUCAGAACAAGCAGAUUUUUUAUUGUUUCUAUUGUAUUGUUAUUUCUUUUGCAGUUUGACUUGGUUUGUAGAGUAUCAGCACUGUCUGUACUUAACAAAGCCAUUAUGUUCCUGGGCUACAUGAUUGGUGUCCUUUUGGGGGGAUUUUUAUCUGACAAAUUCGGACGCAAACCUGUAGUGUACUACCUUUCUGUACUCUGCAACAUCCUGGCACUGGGUGCCUCCUUUGUCCAAGUUUACUGGCUGUACAUUUGCCUUAGAUGUGUGGUGGGUCUUACUAUCGGUAAGUUAAGUGACUCUGACUGAUGAUAGAUCAGCGCAGUCACUGAGCCUGAAAUAUUCUUUUUUCUCUCCGUAAAAGGCCUGCAAACUACAGCGAGUCAAAAGUGUUGUGACCUUCCCAGUGAUAUUAGUAAAACUAUCGACGUCCUUCCUCCCACCCCACAAUUUUGAAUUUUAAGCAAAAUGGAUGAAAAUGAGUCCUUCCUUUCCUUGCGGAAGGGAGUAAGGAAAUAAAGGAAUGAGUCCAAAGCUUAUCAAAGUAUUCGGUUACUAGCUAUAGGAGAAGAGUCAUAUGUAACAAAUAAUUGGAAGGGUUUUUCCUUAGUGUCCCAUUUGACUUCCAAAUCUCCCCCUCCUACACCAAACAAUGUUGAAUUUUGAGCAAAAUGGUUAAAAAUGGUUCUUCUCGGGGUAUCAGCGUUGCUGAGGGAAGAAAGGGGAUGAAGGGGCGGGUGAGCCCAAAGCCGAUCCAAAAACUUGUUACUAAGAGCAGAGUCAUAUGUAACUUGGAAGGGUUUUUCCAUAGUGUCCCAAGUUCAUAUAAUUUGACUUCCAUUAUAAAGUUAACAAAUUGUAAGUUCUAAAGUGUUGCGCUUAGAGACUUGGCAGUACUACAUCGUAAAGUAUGAACAGGGACAGACAGUAAACUGCAGGCAAACGAACUUUCCUUAGAAUUGCAAACAACAUGUUUUUUAAAUCAGCUUAUGGCUCAGUCAAUUCCAAGCGUACCCAUCCCCCCGGGCAUUUGUCGGGCAUUUGUCAUUUACCAUCUUUUCCGGCUGUGAGGAUUUGACACAAAACCUUUGCCCGGGGGUGGAGCUUUUGUCAAUUCUUCUAGAAGCGGUUUACGUCGUUCCUUUUUCAAUAUUUCGUUUAAAAAAAUAUCCCUAGUUAGAUAGCUUGAGAUAUUUAUAUAAAGAAUAUUUUUAAUACCUAUGCUUUAAAAAGAUAUGUGUGGUUUUCGCUCCAUCAUUUCCCUACCCCACAGUAUUUUUUGCAUCCGUCAAAGAAAUUGCUUCCCGCCAUCGUGAGCUGCUCGCAUAUGGAAGAAAAACAAUCAAUGUAUCGUUUGUAGAGUUUAAAGGACAAGACACUUUGUUUGUGCGUGAAUGGCUGAGGCAGAAAGGCCUAGAAAACCUCUGCGAGAUGUUUGAGAUAUUUCGUGUAUUGUACGAUGAAUACGACAAUUAAUAUGCUGACGAAACGUUUCCGUGAUAAGAACGUACUCAUGUAAGGCUCGUCGGUGGUUUGUUUAUCAUUUAUCAAAAAUUAUUAAACAACUUCGAAAUGAGAAAGUUAUUAUUAAAAUGCUAAUUUAUAGUUCUGUCAAUGAGAUUAAUCAGAUCAAUGACAGUGAUCUUUUUUGCAAUAAUUAUAACUAACGUCUAGAAGCGUUUUGCUUAGGGUGUUUCACGUACGAGUUUGAUCAGAUCAUUACAGAUUUCCCAUAGAGAUGGUAUUUGCAGCUUAUUUACUGGGAAAUGCACUUUGUUGUCCCGGGGUGAGGCAUUUGUAACCUAUUUUGUCUAGUAUAAUCAAGCCAAGAAUGCUCAUUGACACACUGAUUAUCAGUAAACGGUAGUUAUUAUUCAUUCAAAUUAUUUCUCCGUUUCUGAUUGGCUAAAAGCACAUGCAUAAUUCACCAUAACCGGCUACUGUUGACCAAAUUUGGAAGAAUUUUUCGAUUAAUCAACUGAUGACGUCAAAAGUGCAGCACAGUUGCAGUUUAAUGCACCGUUAACCGAGAAGACCUGUGGACGAGGUUGAGUUGUUGUAAUUGUGCAAAGGAAAAUGGCUGAACAGUCGGCUGAACAUUUUACUCGUUUCACGACGAACUAUUGUCUAAAAACAUAGCAAGAAGACAACUCGGAGGGUGUUAUCCACCUCGAUCUGCGUAAUUCUUCAUAUCCUACUCAGCCUCAUUCAUUAAUUGCUAAUUAUUGAAAUACUUCAAUUAACAGGAGCCUCCUCUCUGUCCAUGUACGUCUUACUCGUGGAAUAUGUUGGAAAACGUCACCGUCACGUGAUUGGAACCACGCUGUGGUAUUUCUGGGUCAUAUCGCUAAUGCUGAUUCCAUUGUUUGCCUACCUGAUAAGGGACUGGAGAUCACUUUCCAUCGCCGCAGCAACUCCAGGCCUCCUACAAGUAUUUUUCUGGUGGUAAGUAAUAUAUAGAGUGUUUCCACAUGACGUCACGGCGGCCAAAUUGGUGUCCCUAACCAAUCCUGUGGGAAUUGAACUCUUUUCUUAUGUAAAUGCUUUCUUUUGUUCCAAUAAAUUUGCAUAGAUGCUGUGGCCACGUGAGUGAAAACGCUCUGUAACGUUCAUGGUCUAAUAGACGCCCUUUAUAUUCUAAUUCGCUACCCCGCUCAAACGAAUAUAAAACAUUUAUCAUGUAACAAGCAACCUCAAAUGGGGUGUGUCAACACGAGCCGUGUGCGACCCUCUUUAUUAUGCCUUCAUCAACAGAAUGGAUGGAAAUAAUACAACAAACAGAAUGAAAACUCGGAAAUGUAAAAAAUUACAGCAGGAAGAACAACCCUACAAAAUGAUCUAAACUAUGCUCGUAUAACAAUGAUUCAGUAAACAUACAAAACGUGCUAAACCUUUCAUAUAGCAGCAUGCAAAAAACUACGUCUAAGAGAAACCCCUGGUCACUGGGUAUUUAAUUUUGAGGGCGUAGGGACGGUCGUAAGACGCGAAUGAAUAUAGAUGAAAACAACUCGAAUAUAUAUAGCCUACCGCUAAUGAAGCAACAGAACAGCAUACCAUGUAACACCCCAAAGAAAAGGUUACAUAACCCAUGAUAAAUACAUUUAUAUUCUAAUUCGCUACCCCGCUCAAACGAAUAUAAAACAUUUAUCAUGUAACAAGCAACCUCAAAUGGGGUGUGUCAACACGAGCCGUGUGCGAACUAAAAGAACGGGAAAUACGGAAAAUUAAAUACCCAGUGAUAACGAAACCAACAACAAUGAAUGGAAAUAAUCCUUAGUGUAACCGUCUUUUGCCUUAUCUGAUUUCCAACGGUCGUGUCUUUUAAACAAUCUGUGAGGCACUCGGGCAUUAGCAGCAGCGGAGGUACCUCCAGCCCUAAGGCUAUGGAGACCGUAGUCUUGCUUGGGAAGGCCGAUGGAAUCGAAAGCGCUAAGCACCAUCUCCCGCGUAUAAGACAAAGGAACGGACCCGCGGAAUUUAUAAGCUCCGGUACCGCGAAGGAAAACAAGAGGGCGAAAAAUGAAUUCUUCGCUGUCAGCUGAAAAAGAAGCGGCCACAACAUAUCGUUGAACUAAUAAAUAAGGACAUGUAUGCUUGAAAGUUUUAGCGAUAACAACCCAAGCCCCAUCCCUGUAAACGUCAGUCUUACUUCAAUGAACAAAGAUUCUCAUAAAAGAAUCCUCAAACUGAAAAUCACACCUGCGUAACUGAACCAACUCGUUAAAGCGAAAAAACCCUGCAUAACCUAAAACGCACAAAGUAAGCACUCGUAAAUCAGACAAACUAGCUGAAGACGAUCCAUACUUAGCAAAUAAAAGCUGAAUAGCCUCGGGGGUCACAGGCUCUUUCUUUUUAACAGGGAUACUGAGAAGCCUCUUAGCAGAUUCUAUUAAAGAUAAAACUAACGAGGAAUUACAGGGGUCGGGUAGACCUGCCAAAUCAUGCACCCACUUGAGCCCAUAAUGGACUUCAUCAAUAGUACUGAAAGAAGCAGAUUCUUGAAUCAAGCUCUGCAAGAUAAGAAAAAACAAUGAAACGUACACACUAGAAGCGGGAAAUAUUACAAUUUCUUUAAACUGAGAAGCCCAUUUUCUCCAUGUAUUGAAGCCCUUUUCGUACUUCCUCGCGGUACUGUCGGCUUUGGAUUUAAGAAGAACUGCGGGGAGAUCUUGAACCAGUUCCCGGCGCGGAGUCGCCUGUCUUCAACCUGUUGAAAAUUAGGCUGCAAGGCAUCUUUGAGAACUUCUACGAGGAUAAGAACAAAAAUGUAUGGCAAAAUUCUUCAAUACACGCACUGGGGUCAAUACAGCAAUAAAAAAUGGACGCUUGGUAAUGCCGCUGACCGGAUGCAAAACUAUUUAAGGCCAUAUGGGCCAACUAAAAAACGAAGGUAAACAAGCCACUCGGCGAGCUAGUUUCAUGCGAAACGAGAACAAAUGAACUGACAAGCGGAAUAAAAAACACGUGGGCCACCUAAAGCCACUCGGCUUGAAAAAACUAAGGCCCCUUAGCGCCAAUUCUGACCGCCAGGACCGCGCUGUUAAACCUGUCUGAACCAAUUGCAAUGAGUGAAUCUUUGUAACACCCGAGGGCAAAAAUCCCUGACGGGUAGGGAAAAUGAAUGUACUCAAGGAAGUACGGUUGGAAUUGAAUUGCAUUUGCGAACAAGAAAAGCCCAAACUCAUUAGACGGCCAAUAAGGGACGACUAAAGUACGAACAGCACCGCAUACAAGGAGAUGCUGAACCACCCUAGUAAUGCAGUGGACGGGAGGGACUAGCCAAUUAUUCUCUCCAUUCCUUGAGAUUGAAAAUGCGUCAACAGCUUCAGUGCCGGGUACGCGAAACCUAGAAUUGAAUCUGGGAAGAUGGGCGUUGGCAGCAUUCGCAAACCUGUCGACUGUGUGUGGGCCGCAAAGGCGGUCCAAGUGGGCGAAGAACUCGGGGGUUGUAUACCAGUCAUCGAAGUCUACAAUGUAGCUAAUCGCAUCAGCACAAGCAUUAAGUUCCCUGGGAACCCACUGGGGAAUAAGUGUAAUACUGUAAGUUCGACAAAAAUAGAAAAUAUCAAGCUCAAUAGAAUGCAAUUCUGCACUAGGACUCCCUAUCUCCACAAUACGAACGGCCCCUUGGCUGUCAGAAUGCCACUUUACACACUUACCCCGAACCGAGGCUUUGAACGCACCUAAGGCAAAUUGUAUAGCCUUAAGUUCUCUCCAGGUAGAGCUCUUAGCUGCUUCGCAAGCAGUCCACAUACGAUGGGACACCUCAUUAGUGCCCACAACAAAAGCCCCGCAGGCGACGUUGCUAGCGUUCGAAUAGCUAAACAAAAGGGGAGCAUUAUAAGGCAAAAUAGCUCCCAUAUUAAGACUAACGAUAUUGUUUUUCUAGAAAAAUAUUUCAGAGAGGCAAUCAUUAUGAAGCCCGAUAUUAAAAUGGGAAUCCCAACUACGGCGGGAUUCUAUGACCUUGUAAAGAAAACGGGUUUUGAGACGAGUCAGGUUACCCAAAACUGGGGACAUGGACAUAACAUGACCUGCGAUAACGGCACAAUCCCGAGCCGUAACAUAAGGUGCGGAUAGAAGAAAUUUGUCAAUCAGAGCGAUAAAUUUGCAAAUACGUCUAUCGAUAAUAGAAAUGGUACCGAUAACUAAGUCCCAGUUUAAACCCAACCAAACAAGCACCUGAGUGGGGUUUUAUAGUGAUUUGGCGGGGGUUGGCAACAAACCCCGCACUGCUUAAGCAUGAUUGCACAAACAAUGAAUUUUCCUUGGUCAUAGGCAGUGAAUCCCCUUUUCCGCACCCAUCGUCGAGGAACACAACUAUUUUAAUCCCGUUAGACCUCCAAAACUUAACGAGUGGUCUGAGACACUUGGUGAAGACGUAUGGGGCUGAGCUUAGACCGAACGGAAGUGAUGCAAAACAAAAAUACCGAACGGUACCAGAAAAAACCCAGGAGAAGCCCAGAAAAGUUUGGUGAUCCGGAAAAAUAUCGAUAUGGUGAUAUCCAGACUUGAGAUUGAAACUGAAAAGGUAAUCGCCCUUAUUAACAUAUGAUAAUGAAACUCUCCAAUCUUCACACCUAAUAAACUUCUGUUUCCAAAUGAAAUGGUUGACAUGACGUAAGUCCAGAAUAAGCCUCUUCUUGCCUGAAGACUGUAUCGAGACAGAGAGCGGAUUAACGAAAUGUGGAAUAAAGGGCACCUCAACGACGGCAUGAGUGUGGACUAAUUCAGCGAUAGCCGACUCCACGAAAGACUCAUUAUUAAGAGCUGACUGAUUGUUAGAAAAACGCGCCUGACAAGGUGUGCUAAUGAAUGGGAUCCGAUAACCGAAUUUAAUAGUGUCGAUAACAAAACUAUUGGCACCAAUAGUGUGCCAAUAACUUAAACAGGACCUAAGUCUACCCUUAAGUACUGGCAAUGCAGAAUUCUGUUCAAAUUCAAAUAGAUUGCGAUCAUAAUCGAAAUCGACUAAUUAACUAGAUUCUCUUUCCCUGAAAUACUUCAAAUAGGAAGGAUACAUGUCUAAUAAAUUGAGUAAAGCUAAUAUCUAACCUUGGAAAACAAGUUUUCAAUUCUGUGGUCCUAUUUACCUCCAAUGCCCGAAAGACCAGAAGAACUAGGAAAGGACGGCCCCGAGCUUGAAGAUCUGGCUUAAGGAUUAACUUGACACUGAGACCUCCAAUGACCUUGCUAGCCGCAGGUGAAACAAAUAUCACUUGGUCUUGGUUUGCUGAAAGCGCCAAAAGUAAGAGAAAUAGGUCUGGAGGAUGAUGAAUGUUGGCCAGCAAACGCGGUGGUUGCGGUAGAUGAUUGGAGUUGUGAAUAACCUUGCUUGGAUGGCUUCGCUUUCUGUUGGCGUUGGUUGCGUUUACGAAGGGCCCUCUGUUCGGCACGGCGGAUACGCUUUUCGUCCUCUGACCCGCUAGCCAGCUCGUCAGAUAAAUACUCGUUCACUAAAUCCCAACCGGCGGCGGACUUGUCUGCCAGUCUGAUAAGUUUGUUGCGCUUCUCGAUGUCAGAGUCUAGUUCUUCCAGGUGAGUUUUAACAAGGUCUAAUUUUCUCUUCCCGAGAGCAACUGACGCCAACUUCACCUUCUCUGCAAGGUCGGAGUUGAAUUGAAACUGUUUCUUCAUGAUUACCUUCGAAUCUAAACGUGAUCUUGGAUUCUUCUUUGAGCUUUUUGGCCACAGAAUCGGUAUUACUGCACUCGUCUUGAAUAUCUCGCUUCAAGGCGCCCAACUUCUUGUCGAAAUAAUCCCUGAAUAGAGAGAACGCGGACGCUAUAUCACUGGAUUCUGAAGACUGGAUUGGUACUGAAGCUUCGAGAGAUUGAGACAAAGGUUUUUUAGGAAGCGAAGGCAGCAAAACGUCGCUGCUAGGAAAAUCUGUGUUCGCUGGAGUAACGUCUUCGACAUCAGACAUAAUUUUGAGGGCGUAGGGACGGUCGUAAGACGCGAAUGAAUAUAGAUGAGAACAACUCGAAUAUAUAUAGCCUACCGCUAAUGAAGCAACAGAACAGCAUACCAUGUAACACCCCAAAGAAAAGGUUACAUAACCCAUGUUAAAUACAUUUCUCAAUUAAACGUCUCUUGUCUAUUAAACGCCCCCUCACGCUUUUUACUUUUUAUUAAACACACGUCUUUAAUUAACUCCCCCGUCUAGUAAUAGCCCCGCUUGAUAGUUGCCCCAAAAUACUAGGAAAUGGCGAAGUAGAGCAAAACCAUUCAAUUUUUCAGUUUCUUGUUUGAUUAACAAGAGCUUGCGCAUUGCAUCUUAUUCAACGUCGAGUUCUGACAUCGAAGUUGAGCUUUUAAAAAAAACGACAUGAUGGGCCUAAACGGCCUAGAUGUAUUGAUAGAUGGACUAUAGUCUACUAUAUAUAUAUACUGUGGAGAUACAUUCGCCAAUUGCAUGUUAACUUUGUGGAAUUUUUUUAUACAGUUAUGAGAACAAACGCCUCUCUUUUAAACUCCUUUCUAUUAAAUGCCCCCGCUUGGGCUCCUAAAAUCAGAAAGACGCCCCGGGUGUCUAUUAUAUCGUUAACGGUAGGUUAGUCUAGGGCAUUUGAUGAGCUUCGAUUGUAUGUAAACGGUUAAUUUCUAUCUUUCUGCAAAUUAGAGAUGUUUGUUGCAAGUUGAUGCCAGCCUGAUUAUCCCUGAUCAUAGGGACCUGCUGUUCAUACUUUACCACAUAAGUUUUCGUAUCGGCACGAAAAGCCAUCUCUUAUAGUGUAGGCAUAUCGCUGCAACCUUCGCCUUUUGGCUGGUAGCUUGGGAGAGAUUCGAAUACAAGUAAGCUUACACGAAACAUCUCUUUUUGUUUUUGUUUAAAGCAACAGGCUUCUUAAGCAUAAAUGAUGACGCACUUGUAUUCGCUCUCUCCCCCAGUGUAGUUCUAUAUUUCAAUUGUUACUUUAGUUAUCUCUUUCAAUGCUAUCAACUCCCUUAGGUUCAUUCCAGAAUCGGCUCGUUGGCUUUUAGUAAAAAACAAAUCAGAACAGGCCUGGAAAGAACUCGAAAAGGUUGCUGCUUUCAACAGGGAAGAAAUGCCAGAUGAGGAGCUUGAACAGAAAGAUGCUAACGAGGUACAGAGAACUGGAGACUUCCGAGAUCUCUUCAACUCCUUCAACAUGACGAAAAGAACUCUUAUCUCCUGUUUUUCAUGGUAGGCUCAUCAUGGAAUGUUAACUUAUUUGCCCGUUAGGUCUAAUCUGAUCCAUAUAUUCACUCUUUCCAAACAUUUUGAAUGUUCUUUCAUUAACAUUGAUUGAUCCGGUUUUAUAAGAAAAAGUCAUUUCGAGCUCACAAUAUAUUAAAAUCAGCCCUCUAGCAGAUUUAAAAGGAUGUCAGUUAUACAAAAUGUUUCGUCCGGUCAUUGAAAAAGGUCUGGGUUCAAAUCUAAGUCGGGAGUGUUGUCCUAUUACUCGUGAUGUCGUAGGUCGGAAACCCCAAAUGAAACCCAGCUGUGUCACACACCUCAUAGUAUAGUCGAGAAUAUUUGGUGUCCAUUCCCUUUUUUGUCCUAUGACUGCAGCUAUUUCUUGGGGAAAAACCCUCGGAAACCAGAGGGAAAAUUCUGCAUUUUUCUGCGCUGAGACACUAUCUGACGUGAAGUCAUGACGUAUGCUAGUCGCGCACGAUAGUCGUAUGCAAAAAUUGUACCGUCUCAAUCGGCCUUAAUCGGCCUAAAUCGUGUACUUAAUUCAUGUUUGCUGCAUUUUAUAUAAAUGGAUUACCCUGGCUUACAAUAAUACAAAAUACCCACCUCACUGUCUUUUAACAUUUUAUCUUUAUCUUUGUUAGGAUGGUCAUAUCACUGGUUUAUUACGCUGUUUCGUACAGCGCGGGAACGUUUGGUGGAAAUCGUUAUUUGGUGUUCUUCUUGACGAGCCUCAUAGAGAUUCCUUCUAACUGGACUUGCAUAGUACUCUGCAAGAAGUACGUAAUAGUUAGCAACAAACGUAGAUUAGCUAAAUAGAAGAAACAAGACCAACCGCAGCAAACUGGUCUACUACACAAACUAAUAAGCUAACUACUCCAAACUACAUAAAACCAUACCAGUUGCCCACAACCUACGCCAACUACUCCAAAAUACACCCGAAAGUAUACCAGCUCCAACAAUGCACACCAAACUACACCAAAUUCGAGCAAAUAGGCCCUCUACACAAACUACCAAACUACUCCAUUACACAAGCUGCAUGAACUGCUCGCAAAUAUUAUAUUUCAACAUACCAAAAAGCACCAACUACACCAAACUAUAUCAAACUACAGAAAAUAAGAAGGUCGUGUUGAUACAGAACGGGAGGUAUUAUAUAUAUUUUAAUCGUUUUUAUUAUUUUUAUUCAGGAUUGGCCGAAAGAAAACCACUGUGCUAGGCGUGGUUGUUUCCUGCAUUGCCUCCAUUGUUGCAGUUUUGUUCCAGCGUAACCUGAAAAACACAGGUAAACCAUGAAGAAAUUUCAUUAAGCUAAAUUAUUUAUUUGAUAAGGUGCGUUAUAUUUUCUGGGCAACUUGAAGUCUGAUAUGGACCCAGCUACGGUUUACUUUAUCUUCUCAAAUUCAUUAAUAAUUCAGAAAGAAAAUACAAAGGAUAUUAAUAUCUAAUGAGUGUUUGGAAAUCAGAUGAAAAACUGCUCAUUUUUGCAUCCUUAAUUUCUCCUACUAAGAUUAUAUUGUCUGAGAAGUAAUAUCGCGCAUGAGACACAGUGUUUCAUCACCAGAUGAAACACCUCGAAGUUCGUCAAAAAUACUCCGCUGCCCGUCGUAUUUUCUCCUUUCGGUGUUUGAAUUAUUGAACUCCAUUCACCCGAAUUCCAAAAAUUUACCCUUGAGACACGGGGUAGUUUCCCCCCGGGGGGGGGUACUCCCUCAUAUAAGCCAUAUAGGUAUGUGCCGCCCCAUCGGGUAGGGUUUUUGCGCCGUUUUGGUCUGAAAACGGGUAUAAACUUUGUCCAUUUUGGUCUGAUAUCGGGUUGGGUUUUCGAGGCAACUAAGGGAGUGUAUGAACAUUGUUAUCAUUUCAAUUCCAAGUGAGUGAGAAAGAAAGAGAAAUAUGCCAAUUCGAAAUGGAUUUGAAUAUUUUUUGUGUUUGUGCCCUAAUAAAUCUGAUAAUGAUAGCACAAUUUCCGCCUAAAUGCCAGAAAACGGGUAUGGAUCUUAGAGGUCUAGUCUGAAAACGGGUGUGGAUAGUUACAUAUUUUGGUCUGAAAUCGGGUCAGGAUUUGAAGAACCGGGCGGCACACCCCGACCAAGAAUUCCCAGGAGUACCCCGGGUAGUUUCCAAGCGCCUUAGUUGUAUAUUGCUGCCCAGAAAUUUUCGUAUCUUUAAAUCUUUUACAUGCGAUUAAAUAUUGUUUCCGGCCAUUCGUUCUGACUAUCUAUUUCUCUCGUUGCAGGAUUCCUAGUGGCAAAUAUCAUCAUGGCACAAGGAGUCGCCAAAUUCUUCAUCAACAUGUCAUUUAGUUCAAUCUACGUGUUCUCUAAUGAACUUUUCCCGACAGUUAUCAGGUAUUACCACAUUCAUUCGUAAAGCAACAAAGAUAGUACGCGCGCUCUGAUUGGCCGAGAGGCGUUUUUGCAGGAGAGUAUGUAAACAUGGUUGCGACGUCAAGGUAUUUUGCUUUUCGAGCGCUAAUCACGCGAGCACGAAUUUGAAAAAAAAAACUGAGUUGAAAACUCGACAAGUUUACUUUAUUAUUUUACCCAUUCCCCUCGUCGGCUGAAACUUGGAAAAACUUUACAAACAUGCCGUGUCAAUAUUUUUUCGCUUAAGCUGACAUUAAUAUAAGCGAGAAAAAUCGUUAUUUUGGAAGGCAUCUUUUUUGCAAAACAAGAGCUGAUUACGCGUGCAAAACUUCGUGUACAAGACUGCGACUGGUAAGAAUUUCUCUUUUAAUCAGCGCCAUAAUAAAGUGUUUUGAGUUUUUCUCGGGAAAGUUAAUUCAUAAAAGCAAUAGAAACCUUUUUUCCUGUAUUUGCAUAGCCUGAUAUAGACACUUCGUCUCGGGUUGACGUAACUGUUUCGAAUUCUCCCACGAAAUAUCAGUGGCAUAGAGAGCCUGUCCAACGUUAUUUUUAGGCCAAAAACAUGGACACAGGGUCUCCCAUGAGUUCCCAACUAUUGGCAGGUAUUCCCAUAUCCUCGUCCUUAGUCAUUUCAGUUUCAGACGAAACGGUGGCCUCGGUUAAAUGAUAUAGUUACAGGCCAGGGGAUCUUGCCCGCCAGUGGAUUCAGAAGUAACCUUUACUGUCAUUCAGUCCAAAUUUUUUCUCUGUUCCUAAUUGGCUCAAAUCCAAGGGCUAAUUUUUUAUAACCAGCUGCGUUAGAGCGUUUUCGGACCCCCCCCGUCCCCACUUCCUCACCGAUUUGGAUUGUGUCUAGGCCUAUUAUUGAUGAAAAAAUGCAUACGCGUUAUUGACUAAGGUGGAGGUCAAGAUAGCGGAAUAUUGGUCAAGUUUUUUUUGGCAUUUCUUCUGGACCGAGAUGAAGUCAAAGUAAAAGCGCAAAAAAGUAUGAGGCCUAGGUCCAACCCAGGGGCUCCCUUCUUCAAAAAAGGAUUGAUUUUGUUCUUGCCUGCUUGAGGUUUCAGCCAUAUGUAACAAAGAAUUAUUUUCAUAUAUUUUCAAGGAACAUCGGUAUGGGAGUAUCAUCUGCUUCAGCACGAAUUGGAUCAAUGUCAGCACCGUACAUCGUUUGGCUGGUACGUUAUUGUGUUGUUAUUGUACACUGAAGUUGUCAGCCUUUCUUAGAUUUUCAUUACAUUUAAGAUUUCUAAUAUUUUGAUACAUUUUUCCAGGUUCGUUUUCAUGUUCUCCUGCCAUACUCCAUUGUGGCAGUUCUUGCUUUCUUGUGUUCCGUCCUGUGCUUUCUGUUACCAGAGACCAGAGACGCCGCAACGUUGGAGAACAUCGAUUCCGUCAACAGCAGCGCCAUAGAAAUGAGAGAGAAGGAACCAGUUUCUCCUGAACCAAACGAGGAGAAAGAAGAAUUAGGAGAACUGUUGCUCAAGGGGGACCAACCUGCUUAAACUACAUUGGUAAAAAGAAACAUACCUGGGGAGUAGAGAGAGAGAAAAGGUUGAGCCGUUUGCUCAUGCUGAAACCUUAAGGGCUUAAGGUGCCUUUAAAAAUGCAUGUGAUACCUUUGUAAUAUUUUAAAUCAUUUCAUGACAGUUAGAUUUGGCAGGUUUUGCAAGAGAGGGUAACCUAUCUGGUGUCAGUAAAACGCGGGGUCGGAGUUGGAGUCGGGAGUUAGGGUUAGGGUUGACACUUACCCUAACCCUAACCCUAACCCUAGCCCUAACCAAAACCCAAACCCUUAUCUUGGUUUCUUUGAAGGACAUCCGACCCCGGAGAGUGGGAAUACUCUCGAGUUCAAUUUUGGACAUAGGGUUGCUGUUGAGGCUUUGAAACCUUGACCUCGCUUAGAACAAAGUAAUAACCAAAUAUACACCCAGCGUAGCUAAAGGUAGAUUUAUUUUCAGCUUAGGCGUAUUGCCGUUGCAUUGCCUGUUAGAAUUGUUUAUUAUUUUUUUUAGCUUAAUAACACCAAAAAUAUCCAGCGGGAGAAUGGUAAGGCUAUACGAGUAGGUUCCAAAUAAAUCCAACCAAAGUUUAUACUUAGUUUUGUUUAUGUUUAUGCUUCUGUUAAUGCUCAUAAAGAGGGCAGCCUUUCAUAAUGGUGAAGUCACAGUUCAAUAAAGAGUGAAUAAAGAUCCUCGUGUCAUCAGACUUUACGUACCUAGCCUCUUCAAGUUUCAUAGGUGUGUCUUGGAUAUCAGUUCUUAGUGUCAGACCAAAAGAGUCACAACGAGUCUGCUACCCCUUUUCACC